UGUCUAUAUUCAGAUGCAGUGUUUUGAUGCUCAAAGGGUCUCGCGCUCUCAGAAGGUGCUGCAGAUGUCCAUUCAGAUGUUAGAUAACAACAGCGCGUGCAAUCUUUUGUGCGCACGCACAGGCUUUGGAGAGAGUUUGGUAAUCUGAGGUUUGAGAUGAUUGUGCAACUUGUUGUGCGUUGGAUUUCGUGACGGUUCCAGGCCUUGUGGAGCCAGUAAAAGUUUAACUAUAUCUUACCUUACACACAAAGACACACACAUUCAUCUCGUGGCCCAUAACAAGCCGAGGUGCCGAUGCAAAUGCGCGUAAGAUGUGUAAGUGUGAGAACAGAUGAGGUAAUGGCGAAGCGCUGGAGUGUGAAGCCCCUGUUGGCCGCUCACGGUGCUGCGGCUCAUUGUGCGAUCAAACAGCUUCUGUCUUUCAUGGUGUGUGUUCAUGCACAUGGAUGUCACGUUACUCGUGUCAAACACAAGCUUGGAUCAAUCUGGCUGCCGGCUCACGUGAUGCUGACGCUUGCGUAACUCACAGUAGGGUUUGGUUAUAUGUGUGUCUGAAGGUCACAUGAUGGCCCAUGUGGAGAGUUGCAGCGUUGAGUGAGGCUCUGGUCCCCCAGCAUGGGCAGUGUGGGCAGCGGGGUGGCCGGUGAGCAGGAGUUUGCCAUGAAGAGCGUGGGCACGCGCACCACUCUCCCUCGUGGCCCUCCUCUGUCCCGCCGUAGGCCCUCCGACCGCAGCUGCAGUGCCGAGCGCCUCCACGCACCUCCCUCCACCUCUGAGGGCUCAAGUGAUGAACGAGGCGGGAGCAGCACCACCACGGAUCGAGGCCAGCUCACCAUCGCUGCGUCUCGUCCCACCAACAGGGGCGAGCUGGAGGGGACCGCCGCGGGUCGCCGGGACACACACAGAACUGGAGGAGGAGUGUCUCUGGAUGCUUGCGGUAACGUGGAGAAGAACCACGAUGGUGCGGCAGCGGUAAAGGGAAGAGAUGGGAACAACGGCAAGAGAGACAGUCGCACGCCACCCAAGAUCCUCACUGUAUCUGGGAAACUCGAGCAGAAUAAUUCAGCUCUGGUCCGUCCAUCUGCCUUCAAACCGGUGGUGCCCAAGAGUUUUCACUCCAUGCAGAACCUGGUGGCUCAGUCUGGAGCCGGAGGACGAUCCGCUGGAAGCGGCGGAGGAUCUGACGCCCCGCAGUCCCUCUGUGAGCAGGACAGUCCGGAUCGGGACCCUUCGGGCGGAAACGACGGCCAGGGCGGCAUGUCCGACUCCGGGAGGAACUCACUGACCAGCCUUCCCACCUACACGGGGCCCGGCAUGAGCUACGGUCCCUCUCAAGCGCUGGGGCCCCUCAGUGCCUCCACCAGCCACAUCAACAGACUGAGCAGCACAACGGCGCCGCUGGACAAAGCGGAUAAACUCAAGUACCAGAACGGCCUGAGCGUGUCCGACAGCGGACAGUCCUCCUCCGGGAAGAGCUGCUUAUCAUAUCAGAGACUCGCCACCAUCCAGCCAUCGCCCUCCACUGAUGACAUCAUCCAGGACCUGGAGGACCGACUCUGGGAGAAAGAGCAGGAGGUGAUCCACAUGCGGCGUAACCUGGACCAGAGCGAGGCGGCCAUCGUGCAGGUGUUCGAGGAGAAGCAGCACGUCUGGGAGCGAGAGAUGGAAGAGCUGAGGCAGAACUACGCCAGGCGUCUGCAGCAGGUGACCCACCGAGCCCAGCGCACCCAGCAGGCCCUGCAGACCCACAUCGCCCGUCUGCAGCAGGACAAGGGCCGGCUCCAGGAGGAGAUCAGCGCCCUGCUCGCACAGAGAGAGGAGCUGGAGAGGAGGUGCCUGGAUUACCGCAAGGAGCAGGCGGAUAUCCUGCCUCGCCUGGAGGAGACCAAGUGGGAGCUGUGUCAGAAAGCGGGCGAGAUCUCUCUGCUGAAGCAGCAGCUGCGAGAGAGUCAGAACGAGGUGACGCAGCGCGCCGGAGAGAUGGUGGCCCUCAGGGGCCAGCUGAAGGAGCUCAAGGGCCAGAUGAAGGAGCGUGAGGAGACCAUGAUCGGCCUGAAGGACUCGUACACCAACAAGAACCGCGAGCUGGAGAGAUGUGAAGGAGAACUGAAGAGAACGCUGACAGAGGUGUCGAUGUUGCGUGACAAGCUGGUGGUGUUCGAGGCCGAGGUUCUGGGUCUCAAGCGGGCUCUGAGCGAGCUGAGCUGUAGGAGCGAUCACGCCGUGUGUCUGAGGGACAUCAGCGGCAGCAGCAGCUUACCGUGGGCCGGCCUGCACUCGCCCCGAACGCCCGAACCCCUGCCCAUCGACAGCUUCCUCAGCCUGCAGAGCGACGAGGCCAAAGCGCAGCGACAGGAGGCCGGAGAGCUGCGGCGGCAGCUGGAGAGACUGCAGGGCGAGCUGCACCUGGAGCGGCAGCAGAGAGAGAGGCAGGCGCUCACCUUCGCUCAGGAGAGACACACCUGGCAGGACGAGAAAGAGCGUGUGCUGAAGUACCAGGCGCAGCUGCAGCUCAGCUAUGUGGAGACGCUGCAGAGGAACCAGGCGCUGGAGGAGCGAGUCGGCCAGCUCGGAGCCAAACAGGGCACCACGCCCGGAUCGCCCGGAUCACCCGUCAGCCUCUCCAUCCCUGUCCCAGUGACCCUCACUCUGUCCCCGCCCACGGACGAUCCCAAACAUCAGCUGGCGCCUCCGUGGCCGGGACCGUCUCGCUUGGAGCGGAUCGAGUCCACAGAGAUUUAGACGUGAGACAAUCGACUUAAACGCACUAAAGAGGGCUGAGAUCAGCCUGUGUUACUGCAACACAUGAAAGAAAAAUGCAGUUAUGAAUCACAUUUCUCCAGCUUUUAAACCUUCUAUUGACUUUUGACAUCUCUUUUGGUCAUAAGUGAUACGGAGGGAAAUGUUUCAGUAGUCUGUGUGGGCCAAAAGUUUGGUAUAAUUAAGAUUUGUUAAUGUUUUGAAAGAGUCUCUUCUGCUCACCAAGGCAGCAUUUGUACAGUAAAAAUUGAGAAAUAUUAUAACAGUUGAAAAUACGUGUUUUCCACCAUGGAAUAAAAAAAACAAGGUAACUGCGACUUUUUUCUCUCAACUGUUUUUUUCUGCCACGGAAUAAAAAACAAAAGAAGGUAAUUGCAACUUUUGUUACAAUUUUAAUGCAAGCUUUAGAAUCUAUCACGGUUUCCACAAAAAUAUUGUGCAGCACAACUAUUUUCAACAUUGAUAAUAAUCAGAAAUGUUUCUUGAGCAGUAAAUCAGCAUAUUAGAAUGAUUUCUGAAGACCAUGUGACACUGAAAA
Cyprinus carpio (common carp) is the source of this 3298-nucleotide messenger RNA. RefSeq names its product leucine zipper putative tumor suppressor 3-like. Bases 616 to 2742 code for a protein of 708 amino acids. Gene Ontology annotation, cellular component: dendritic spine. The record is from RefSeq and is a predicted model, not a curated record. Gene Ontology annotation, biological process: regulation of dendritic spine morphogenesis. NCBI's taxonomy places the organism in Eukaryota, Metazoa, Chordata, Actinopteri, Cypriniformes, Cyprinidae. The transcript has 6 exons.